AGCAGCAAUGAAUUGAGCGAAACCGUGUGCACGAGUGUCACAGUUUGCUCAAAGACGAUUCGGCUAUUACCACAUGCGGACAUAAUAUGAGAAAGGUUAAAAAGUUCUUGAAGAAGAUCCGUGCAAGUUUCAUUGCAUCCGACCAAUUCACAGCCUACAUUUUCCGGAUUAAUUACACGGUCUUGUAGAUACGCACUUUCGUCUUUGAUUUCUUGCAGAAUGGCAGAAGUGUUGGAGAUAAUAACGGGAAGCGAGUAUGGUGAGAAGGUCGUUUUGGGGGUUGGCGUUGCCGAUAUCAGCACGGCAAUGCAGAAGUUCGGUUUGUGUGAUUACGCGGUUUUCGCGACGAUGCUCUCGAUUUGCAUCGUUAUUGGCAUCUACUUCGCUAUAAUAGGACGAAAAUGCAAUACUCAGGAAUAUUUGGUCGGAAGUCGAAAAAUGAAUGCGUUCCCAAUCUCGUUGUCACUAAUCGCAAGCUACAUAAGUGGAAUUUCAUUGCUCGGUAUACCAACGGAGAUUUAUGUGUAUGGGAUCCAAUACAUUUACAUCGGUUUCGCAAUUAUCAUAAUGGCAAUUAUUGCCCAAAAUAUAUAUCUGCCGGUGUUUCAUAAUCUGCAAAUAACUUCAACGUACGAGUAUUUGGAAAGGAGAUUCGAUAAACGAGUGCGAUUAUUUGGUUCGGUUUUAUUCAUAAUAGGAUUGAUCGUUUGGUUGCCUGUAGUCAUUUAUGUUCCCGCUUUAGCUUUUAAUCAAGUUACUGGCGUUAACGUACAUCUCAUAACACCUGCUGUUUGCAUUACAUGCAUAUUUUAUACAACUAUAGGAGGAUUGAAAGCUGUAGUUUGGACAGAUGUGGUUCAAACAUUGAUUAUGGUAGGUGCCAUGAUACUGGUAAUUGUCAAAGGUACAAUAGACGUUGGAGGAUUUGAAAAUGUUUGGAAGAGGAACUGGAACAGCGACAGGAUUGAAAUGCCCAAUUUCGAUUUGAAUCCACUUACAAGACACACGUUUUGGACGUUAGUUGUUGGAGGUUCCUUCUAUCUGAUCCAAUCAUGUAUAGUCAACCAAAACAUGCUUCAACGUUAUUUAGCUUUGACCAACAUUAAACAUGUGAACAGAUCUCUUUGGUUAUUUGUUUUCGGCCUCUUCGUCUUCAUUGGUUUAGGAGCUUACAGCGGAAUGGUUAUAUACGCAACAUUUUACAAAUGCGAUCCGCUGACUACAAAGUUGGCUAGAGAGAAAGAUCAACUUCUUCCGCUUCUUGUUAUGGAAGUACUCGGUGACUAUCCUGGAUUACCUGGCUUAUUUAUAGCAGGUAUUUUCAGCGCCGCUUUGAGUUCUCUAUCGACGGGUCUGAAUUCGAUGGCCGCAGUUAUUUUAGAAGAUUUUGGUGGAUACUGCAUGAAAUCACAUGGCGAAAUCGCCGAGAAGCAUAAGCAGAUCAUAAUGAGAAUGAGCGUCAUUACAUUUGGCGUGAUUUGCGUGAUCCUAGUUUUCAUAGUUGAAAGACUAGGACCCGUUUUGCAGAUGACUGCUAGUAUUAGCGCUAUAUCGGCAGGGCCGUGUCUGAGUUUAUUUACAAUGGGGAUGUUAUUGCCUUGGAUCAAUGGGAAGGCUGCCCUAACUGGAGGUAUUACAGGGUUAGGUUUAAUGGCCUGGAUCUGUUUAAGUGCUCAAGCUUCGAUAGCUUCUGGCGAUUUAUUGUUCGCAGAAAAACCAGUUACCACCGAGGGUUGCCAUUAUACUUUUACACCGAAAUUGUCGCCAGCUUUGAGUUUAAAACUGCACCCCACAACAAACAACAGCGAUGAUUUACACACAAAUGAGAUUUUCGUGUUAUAUCGAAUGUCCUACUUGUGGUACACGCUCAUGGGUUGCUUAAUUUCCAUCGUUGUUGCUCUGAUCGUAACAUUUUUAACCAAACCUUUGGAUCCGCACGAUUUGGAUAUGGAUCUGUUUGCGCCGUGCGUGAGGAAAUUAAUUAAACCUCGGAAAUACCCGAAUCAACCGUCUUCCGACGAAAUUAUUUUUGCGUAUGAAAAAGAAAACGACCAAUGCUCAAUUAGUACAGCGCAUAAUCAACUUCCUAAUACCAAUCAAGUAUAAAGUAAUUUGUGUUUUAGAAUAAAGGACUAAAAGACUGAUGUCAAUAACUCUUUAUUGCAU
Molecule: messenger RNA, 2166 nt
Organism: Nicrophorus vespilloides
Lineage: Eukaryota; Metazoa; Arthropoda; Insecta; Coleoptera; Silphidae
Product: sodium-coupled monocarboxylate transporter 1-like
Exons: 14
Coding region: 220-2106 (628 amino acids)
Biological process (GO): sodium ion transport; transmembrane transport
Cellular component (GO): membrane
Molecular function (GO): symporter activity
Source: RefSeq, a predicted model, not a curated record